Petromyzon marinus (sea lamprey) is the source of this 3958-nucleotide messenger RNA. RefSeq names its product discoidin domain-containing receptor 2-like. The record is from RefSeq and is a predicted model, not a curated record. NCBI's taxonomy places the organism in Eukaryota, Metazoa, Chordata, Hyperoartia, Petromyzontiformes, Petromyzontidae. Gene Ontology annotation, cellular component: signaling receptor complex; plasma membrane. Gene Ontology annotation, molecular function: protein tyrosine kinase collagen receptor activity; collagen binding; ATP binding. Gene Ontology annotation, biological process: positive regulation of kinase activity; positive regulation of neuron projection development; multicellular organism development.
UCAGACACUCACACAGACACACACUCAGACACUCACACAGACACACUCACACAGACACACACUCAGACACUCACACAGACACACUCACACUCAGACACUCACACAGAGAGUGAGAGACGGAGUGACCAAUACUCUAGGGCAGAGGGACCCGGUCGGGUCUCCACCCCGACACCGCGAGAAGGCAGCCUGCGAGGAGGUGGACGAGGUGGACGAGGUCGAGACGCCAGGAGCCACCACAUGUGUACCCCGCUGCACGUGGCCGUGCUGCUGCUGCUGCUGCUCCUCCCGUCCACGCUGGUCGCCCAGGUGGACAUCGGGCUCUGUCGCUAUGCCCUGGGGAUGCAGGAUGGCAGCAUCCGUGAUGAGGACAUCUCUGCCUCGAGCGAGUGGUACGAAUCGACCGGGGCGCGGUUCGCCAGGCUGAACCUGGAAGGCGGCGACGGAGCGUGGUGCGCUGACGGCCCCGUCAGCCCGCAGCACUCCCAGUUCCUCCAGGUGGACCUGCGGCGCCUCCACGUCGUCACGCUCGUCGGCACGCAGGGUCGCCAUGGCAACGGCCUCGGCAACGAGUUCGCGAGGGCCUACCGCCUCGAGUACAGCCGCGACGCGCACCGAUGGCUGCCGUGGAGGGACCGCCGCGGCAACCAGGUGAUCCAGGGCAACGUGAACACACAGGACGUGGUGCUCAAGGACCUGGGGCCCGCGCUCGUCGCUCGCUUCGUGCGCUUCGUCGCCGUCACCGACCGCGCCAUGAGCGUCUGCAUGCGCGUCGAGCUCUAUGGCUGCCCCUGGGCUGACGGACUCGUCUCCUAUUCGGCCCCCGAGGGCGAGACGCUCCUCCUGCCCUCCCUGGGGCCCGCCAACCUCAACGACUCCACUUACGACGGUUUCAUCGCCUCCCGGCAGAUGUACGGCGGUCUCGGCCAGCUGACCGACGGCGUCUGGGGCCUCGACGAUUUUGCGCUGAGCCCCGAGCACCGCGUGUGGCCGGGCUACGACUACGUCGGCUGGAGCAACGUCAGCCUCAGCCUGCCCUACCUGCUCAUGCACUUCGAGUUCGACGAGCCCCGAAACUUCUCAGCCAUGAAGGUCCACUGCAACAACAUGUUCCAGAGCGGCGUGCAGACGUUCCGCGAGGCUCGCUGCUUCUUCCGCCGCUCCGCCAGUGACGAGUGGGAGGGUGGCGGCGGCGGUGGCGGUGAGGAGGAGGAGGAGGAGGUGGGCGUGGGGCUGGUGGUGGAGCCGGACACGGCCGACCCGCGCGCACGCUUCAUCACCGUUCCGCUUCGCCAGCGCAACGCCAUCGCCAUCAAGUGCCACUUUUACCUGGGCGCCGCGUGGCUCCUCAUCAGCGAGAUUUCGUUCCACUCGGACCGGAGCCAGGAGCCCGUGUCACGGGCCCCGCCCCCCCCCACUCCCCCACGGGGGGGGGCCCGCAGCACCCCACCGCCCCCACCGCCCGCCCCGCCAGGGGGGGGCCUCCCGCCCUCACGGCGGCCCCCUAGCACGCGAGGGCCGGAGGCCACGAGCCGUCCGCACGGCACGAGGGUGCCGGGCGCGCCGGGGGCGACGCUGUCCGGGCGGCCCGUGGACACGGCCGACGAGAGCGCUCCCGUGCUCGUCGCCUGCCUCGUCGCCAUCAUCCUCCUCCUCGUCGUCAUCAUCGCGCUCAUCCUCUGGCGGCACAACUGGAGGAAGCUCCUCGAGAAGGCCCCGCGCGCCAUGCUGGAUGACGGCAUGACAGUGCGCCUGUCGGUGCCGUGUGACACGGUGAUGUUCAACGGGCGCUCGCUGCAGCGCCUCGGCUCGGCCCUGCCGCAGACGCUGCCGCCCGGCUACCGUGAGCCGGGCCCGCGGGCCACGCGCCGGCUGCUGCACACGGAGCGCCAGCUGGAGCACGCAGAGGGCGGCGGCUGCCGCGACUGUGGGGACUACGCGGAACCGGAGCUGCCGACGUGCGACGGCGCCCAGCACUACGCCGUGGCCGACAUCCUGGACAUGCAGGGUGUGACGGGCAGCAGCGCCUACGCCGUGCCCGCGGUGCCGGGAGACGCGGCGGCUGUGCCGGGCCACCUCGAGGUGCCGGGCCACCACGAGGUGCCGGGCCACCACGAGGUGCCGGGCCACCACGUGGCGCGGCUCCUCGAGGUGCCGCGUGAGACGCUGCGCGUGCGGGAGAAGCUGGGGGAGGGGCAGUUCGGAGAGGUGCUGCUGUGCGAGGCCGUGGGGCUGCCGCGGUGCGUGGACGAUGACGAGGUGGAGGAGGUGGAGGAGCGCGACGAGGGAGGCACGAGGGGGGGGCCACCGCAGCCCACACUCGUCGCUGUCAAGAUGCUGCGGGAAGACGCCUCGAGCAGCGCCAGGAGCGACUUCCUGAAGGAGAUCAAGACGAUGUCGCGGCUGCGCGACGCUCACGUCGUGCGGCUCGUGGGCGUGUGCCUGCGCGACGAGCCGCUCUGCAUGCUCGCCGAGUACAUGGAGAACGGAGACCUGCAUCACUUCCUGUCGGCACACCGCUGGGAGGGACAGGGCCCCGGGCCCACGCUCAGCGUGGUGGAGGUGCUGCUCAUGGCCGUGCAGGUGGCCGCCGGCAUGUCCUACCUGGCGUCGCUCAACUUCGUGCACCGCGACCUGGCAUCGCGCAACUGCCUCGUGGGGCCGGGGCACACCAUCAAGAUCGCCGACUUCGGCAUGAGCCGCCACCUCUACAGCAGUGACUACUACCGCAUCCAGGGCCGCGCCGUGCUGCCCAUCCGCUGGAUGGCCUGGGAGAGCGUGCUUCUGGGCAAGUUCACGACAGGCUCAGACGUGUGGGCGUUUGGUGUCACGCUGUGGGAGCUGCUGUCACUCUGCCAAGAGCAGCCGUACGGUGGCCUCACCGACGAGCUGGUCAUCGAGAACGCCGGGGAGCUCUUCCGCGACAACGGCCGUCAGAUGUACCUGUCUCAGCCGCCCGCCUGCCCCACUGCCGUCUACGACCUCAUGCUGCGGUGCUGGCGCCGGGAGUCGCUGGACCGGCCGACUUUCCCGCAGAUCCAGAGCUUCCUAGCCCAAGAGGCCUCCUAGCCCAAGAGGCCUCCUAGCCCAAAGAGGCCUCCUAGCCCAAGAGGCCCCCUAGCCCAAGAGGCCUCCUAGCCCAAGAGGCCUCCUAGCCCAAAGAGGCCUCCUAGCCCAAGAGGCCUCCUAGCCCAAGAGGCCUCCUAGCCCAAGAGGCCUCCUAGCUCAAGAGGCCUCCUAGCCCAAGAGGCCUCCUAGCCCAAGAUGCCUCCUAGCGCCGCCGCCGCUGCUGCCACGGCGAUGCGAUGGCGUUCAUCCCAGAAACUUCUGUGCAUUUGUCUAUAAUACCUUGGCCCGAGACCAGCUGACUCGUCACUCACACAUUCAGAGCCCUUGCAAUAAACUCGCGUGCUUUCUGCUAUCAUCCAUUAUUAUUAUUAUUACUACUACGACUACGUAUGGAAGGGAUGAUGUAUGGAAGGGGGGACUGGAUGUAUGUACGUUGAACGUCUUUCGCAGCGUGGGUAGCUGACCGCGCUAAUCAGAGGUGUGUGUGUGGGGGGGGGGGAAGGGCCACAAACUAAACCAGUUCUGAUGAUUAUUAUCGUCGUCAGUUAAAACGAAAUAUACGUGUGCAAAUGUAAAUAUUGUAAAGUGUGCAUCGGGACCUCGCGAAGAAAAUGUGAAGAUGAUAAAAAAUAUCAGACGUCGGGGGUGGGGUAGGGGAGAGCGAGUAAGAAGUGGGUAUUUUUGUAUCGAACCUGUAAUGUGCAUGCAGACCGCAGCGUGUAAUCUAACGUCGCCACACAGCACAACGCACGCACACCUGGACCGUCUCCCGACGUGCACGCAAACCUUUUAUAAACGCACGAGAGGCACGUUCUAAACCUGUAUAUAACCUCUCCCUUGCGCUGCGUCAUGUAGCUUUAUUGGUUUAAAAAAUAAAAUAAACAUAUUUAAA